Saccostrea echinata is the source of this 375-nucleotide messenger RNA. RefSeq lists its product as uncharacterized. The annotation marks the transcript as partial. The record is from RefSeq and is a predicted model, not a curated record. The transcript has a single exon. Lineage: Eukaryota; Metazoa; Mollusca; Bivalvia; Ostreida; Ostreidae.
UAUGGAAGUGGUAAAUGGACCCUUUUUGUUGCAGAGAACAAGAAUGAAGAUAUCUGUGCCUCUGAUCGCAAUGCCGACUCUGUAGUAGUAGUGGACAAGACAGGAAGAGUCCGAUUCCAAUACGAUGGUACACCAGCCAUAGGGAAGAAGAAAUUUGAUCCAAAUCAGCUAGUGACAGACUCUUUGAGUCAGAUCAUUGUAGCAGAUUGGACCAACGACUGUCUACACAUUCUGGAUCAAGAUGGAGAGUUCCUGAGAUGUGUGGAUAAUUGCAAAUUAUCUAGGCCCCUAGGACUGGGUUUGGACAGCGAUGGAAGGUUGUGGGUCGGAUUAUAUGAAAAGGGAGAUGUAAAGGUGAUCCAGUACAUGAAAUAA